This is a messenger RNA of Planococcus citri (citrus mealybug), 1553 nucleotides long. Its product is annotated as sex peptide receptor-like. NCBI's taxonomy places the organism in Eukaryota, Metazoa, Arthropoda, Insecta, Hemiptera, Pseudococcidae. Gene Ontology annotation, biological process: G protein-coupled receptor signaling pathway. Gene Ontology annotation, cellular component: plasma membrane. Bases 227 to 1342 code for a protein of 371 amino acids. The transcript is spliced from 3 exons. Gene Ontology annotation, molecular function: G protein-coupled peptide receptor activity. The record is from RefSeq and is a predicted model, not a curated record.
UACGUAAAAUGUCUAUUUAUCGCUAAAUUCCGCCAAAUAAUCUCACUUCACAUCCGAAUUAUAAUAUUGAUCAUUUUUCAUUUUAUUGCUGGCAUUCAUUUGUACAAGUGCGAAAGUGUUAAAAGUGAGUUCGUUAGUAUUAAAAUACUUGUCAGAUGUGUGCCACUUUGAAUGCUGCAGGUCGAAUGGUCACUUGAAUACCUACGAUUUCCUCAAAGAAAAGCCAAUGAACCCUGAAAAUGCGCCAUGGAUAAAGGAUUAUCAUUCUUAUUACAAUAUGCGAAUAUGCGGCUACGUGGACAUGGUGUGUUGCUUAGUGGCGACUAUUUCAAACUUUUUAAUCAUCAUGGUGUUCACAAGAAACACCACUGUAUCACCUACAAACACAAUCUUCAUUCACAUUGCCAUCACCGAAUCACUGGCCAUCCUUAGCUUCUUACCUCGCUCAUGGCACGAAUAUUAUCGAGUGGAGCGGUGUUCAAUAGAUAUUCACCGAACAUACGGAUGGGAGAAUUUAGCUCUUAAUUCGUACAUGAUCGCAUUUGCAUUUCGCCACGUGGUAGUUUGGCUUACGGUGAUGCUGGGAGUAUGGCGAUACAUAGCAGUAGUACACCCGCUGAAAAAGAGGCAAUGGUGCGAUGAUAUGGGAGUAACGCAGAGAUGGAUAAUCGGAGCGUAUAUUUUUGGAUUUUUAAUCACGAUACCGCCUUACACAAAUAGUGCAGUUCAACCGUCCAUCAUACUACUCGAUGAAGAAAUGUGUUUAGCCUCAAUAUCAACCGCUGGCAAUAGUACCAAAAACGUUACUAUCUACGAAUUCAAAGUCACAGUCGAAAGUACUCCUACUUAUUACUCAUUCCUGAUGAUCAGCUACGGAAUUUUAAUAAAAAGUCUACCUGCAAUUGUUCUUACUGUGAUCUGCUUCAAGUUAAUCUGUGCCCUAAUCAAAGCACGAAAACAUCGAGCAGUGAUGGUUGCAAGUUUGAAUCAAAAACUCAUGGAAAAACGAACGGAUCGAACGACGAUAAUCUUGUUACUCAUAUUGGCAUUAUUCAUAGCAACAGAAAUUCCCCACGGAAUAUGCGCCACUAUAACAGGAUUCUUGGGUCCAAAAUUUUAUUGGGGGUACUAUUAUUACAUAAUGGAAGUAGCAAAUACCUUCGUGCAUAUUUCCUCGAGUUUUAAUUUCGUGUUCUAUUAUACGAUGAGCAAUCAAUUCAGGACAACUUUCAAAGCAUUAUUCAAAUCAAAUGGCGAUACUCGUAGAUCGUCUCGCGAUGGACAUUACAUGAACUCAGUAUCUCAAUUGGGUAUCAAUAAAAUAGAACAUGUGGGAAUUUAAAGUUUUAUUAUUUAUAUUCAUAGAUUAAGUACAGCAGCAAAUCAUCAAUCAGUUUUAAAUGCAUCCAUAAUCUUAAUAACAUACCUAUAGGUAUAUGAUAUGUAAGUCAUUAAUUAAAUUAAUUACACCAAUGAAGCAAAUCGAUGCAAUAAAUUUUACUCGUGAUUUUAAUAUCAUGUACAAAUAUUUACCUACUUGCAUUUGCUUCACU